Messenger RNA from Eruca vesicaria subsp. sativa (arugula), 435 nucleotides. The record is from the annotation of a GenBank genome assembly. NCBI's taxonomy places the organism in Eukaryota, Viridiplantae, Streptophyta, Magnoliopsida, Brassicales, Brassicaceae.
AUGAAUGGUGGAUUUGGCAUGAAUAACGAUCUCACUCGAGUUCCAAAACCCCAACAAUGUUCUCUUUGUAAGAGAAUUUUCCCAACAACUCAAGACUUAAUUUCACACACCAGCAGUGUUCACUCUCAUCAUCUUCAUCACUUCACCUUCUCACCAUCUGCCCCCGCAGCACCCACCACCUUCUGCCACUACCCGAACCCUAACCGUAACCCUAGUCCUGCUUUCCCAGCCAGGAACCGUUUUGACUUCAAUUGUUACCGUAGUGGUCAAGUAGAUGAACAAAACAGGUUUUUUCAAGUAUCUCCGGCGAUGCCACCGGAAGGUUUACGUACGCUUCCGCUUAUUUGCCAGCUGGAGAAACCGAUACCGCAGGAUACUGCAAUGGAGGAAGACGGGGCUAACUCGAGUGCCAUCGACUUGACGUUAAGGCUGUGA